Molecule: messenger RNA, 1410 nt
Organism: Drepanopeziza brunnea f. sp. 'multigermtubi' MB_m1
Lineage: Eukaryota; Fungi; Ascomycota; Leotiomycetes; Helotiales; Drepanopezizaceae
Source: RefSeq, a predicted model, not a curated record
AUGGCAGAUCGAGCAACUGGACCUCAGGGUGGGGAGUCCAGCAGACAAGGAGGAACGGGAUAUUAUACUCCCCGUAUUUCAACACCACCCGCGGAACCUCCAGCAGUUCAGCCGAAGGGACCAUUGUAUCCAGGUCUUCCAGAUCCAUUUGAAGUGCCAGAUGACGAGAUGUCGGGCCUGUCUUUUGACCUAAAUGAGCUACCGUACGCAAGGCCUGACAGCAACCUGACGGCAAGAGCGAUGAUCGAGGACUUCCUGGAUAUUAAGAGCAGAGUACCAUACCAGGUUCCAGCACCACGACGCCAACUUAAGACUCGACCACGGACCCCCUCGAGCACGAUCCCGAAAGCCUAUGACUUUCUUAAAGCUCUCUUUAGCAAUCCGGCCGACUUUCAGGCCUUCUUAACUACUACGGAGUUCUACUCCAAGCACUGCACCCGCGGAUGGCCAGCUUUAUCGCCCGAUCUUAACCCGAUCGAGACGGUUUGGUUAUGGAUGAAGGAUUAUAUUCAAGAAAGAUAUCCUGAUGUUCAUCAAAGCUAUCCUCGAUUAAGAAUGGCUGUUCAAGAAGCGUGGGAUUCGAUCGAUAAGGAUAGAAUUGUUGCUUUAAUUAGAACUAUGAGACAGCGUGCACAAUCCUACCUCGAAGUCCUCGAAGCCGAAGUCAAGCCAAUCUUCCGAAAAUUGCCUCGCAAAUAUUGGUUUCAGCAAGACAAUGCAUCAAUCUAUACUGCAAAGAAACUUAGCACGUCGCCGUACCCUAUGGGAGGUCCCAGGGCGGCAGGCUUCGCCUGCUACCCGCCCGACGUAAAUAAAUACAACAACAAUAACAACAACAACAACUUAAUUUUUUCCGUGGGAGCGGUGCUCUCAGUCACCAACGGAGCAUCUCUCCCUCGCCCUAAGAAUGUCGCCGUCGGUCCUGGUUACAUUUCAUUGCCUGUAGUUGCCGAGAAUUCCGAGGCCGGAAGCAUGCAGAAGAGGCAACCGAGCAACCCUGAUCUCUACAAUACGGAUUUUGAAACGGUAUAUUUGGGCCACCUAUCUUUAGGAACACCUGCUCAGCCCGUCUAUCUUCUCCUCGAUACAGGCUCUUCGGAGACUUGUGUCGACCCUGAUGGUACCACAGCUAGCUCGGCACACAGCAGACCGAAUGCAAUAGCUUCCCCAAAUAUGACCCUGGAUGGAGAUGCAUCGCCCCCGGCAUAUCAGCAGCCGGUGUUUCUUGACAGUGAUGGAACUCUAAGCCAGCUACCCGCCAACCUCGUGGCAGCCAUGCUAUCGGAAUUUACUGGCGUGGUAGAUGUGGGAAAUGGGCUAUACUUAGUCGAUUGUGUCCAGACCAUGCAUAGUGGAACACUCGACUUCGGAUCUGGGAACGCUAUGAACAAAGUUCCUUACAGCAAAUGA